AUGUCUACUUCUUUAUUUCUUUUAUUCGAAUGUUCGUUCAUUUUAUUUGUAAGCAGUGAUUUACUGGGUAGUUUAGCUGGAAAUAAGCAGCCUGAUAAGAAUCCAGAAGUCUUGAAUGCACCAUGUGGACCAAUUAGAGGAAAUAUAUACACCUUCGGUACUAAAAUAGUAGAUGGCUAUCUUGGAAUCCCUUUCGCAAAACCACCAAUUGGAGAGCUUCGUUACAAGAAACCAGCACCGUUUGAUAAAUGGACAGAGCCAAGAGAUUGUUACGAGUAUGGUCCUGGAUGUCCGCAAACCGGACAAUUUGCGGGGCCAAACGGUUUACCAGUUCUAGUUUACAUUUAUGGAGGAGGUUUCGAGAUUGGAUACACAUCUUAUAUGGAUGGAUAUGCAAUGAGUGGAACUAUUCCACAAAGAGAUAUUGUUGUGGUUACAAUGAACUAUCGUCUAGGUCCCCUGGGUUUUUUGACUGUUGCUGAUGGAAAAGCAAGUGGAAAUUAUGGAUUAUGGGAUCAAACACUUGCUCUACAAUGGGUUCAUGACAAUAUUGCUGCAUUCGGGGGAGAUCCAAACAGUGUGACACUUUCGGGUACAAGUGCAGGAUCGGCUAGUACAGAUUUCUUAUCAUUGAGUCCACAUUCAAACGGUCUUUUCCAUCGGUCAAUCUCAAUGUCGGGAACCGCUUUCUGUAAUUUUGCUAUCCGACCUCAAAGAGUUGAAUCACAAGUUGGAUUAGAGUUUGCUCAGUUUCACGGGUUCAAAGGAAAUGAUUCUCAAAACCUUAUCGAUUGGUAUCGUGCUCAAGAUGCAGCAAAAUUCAAAGAUGUAGCCGGAUUUAAAUCAACUGCAGCUGGUGUUGUUCCUUUUGUUCCUAAUUUCGAUGGAGAUUUCUUUCCAAAACCAUUCGACAUAUUGAGGAAAGAAGCUCCAAAGAAAGAUGCAAUGAUUACUGUAGCAGAGAUGGAAUCUGUUGGAAUGAUAAUCUUCAAUAAGCUGUUCGCGGAACCUUACAGUAAUUUUGGGAAGUUUGUCGAUGAGACGUAUGGAUUAGAUGUCACAGACUACUAUGAAGACGUCAAGAAGAAUCUUACUAGCUUUUAUCUUGGUGGUGUCAGUCCGUUGGAUAGAAAUUUGACCAAUAAGCAAGUGGUUGAUUACGUCAGUGAUUCCGUAUUCAAUAGUGGAGCUCUCGAUGCUGUCAGAUCAUAUGCGAAAUAUGGGAACAAAGCUUAUUUCGGAUCAUUCAAUUAUUUCAACAAGGCAUCAACUGAUAUAGCUGAUAUGAUGCAGCCUUUCAAAGCAGCUUCUCAUAGUUCUGAUUUCAAAUAUUACUUUGGAAGUGGAGUGAUGACUGGAUUCAAUCCGAAUGAUGAGGAGAAAAAAGUCAUGAAUAUAGUAGGAAACAUGAUGUCGAAUUUCGUGAAGUAUGGUGAUCCGAACGGAAAGAACAAAACAAAAUCAUGGAAACCAUACAAUUUGACUAAACCUCUGAUGUAUUAUAAAAUCGAUUAUCCAAUUAGUGAAAUGGCUGACAACUUCCAAGACGGAAGACUGACAAUUUAUGAUGGGAUCAAUCAAAAUUCCAAGAAAUAUCAAGAAAUCGUUUAUGGUUUAGCAAAAUUGUCGAAGAAAGUGAAAUUUAAUAUGUCAACAUCCGGCUAA
Messenger RNA from Caenorhabditis remanei, 1665 nucleotides. RefSeq lists its product as uncharacterized. Bases 1 to 1665 code for a protein of 554 amino acids. NCBI's taxonomy places the organism in Eukaryota, Metazoa, Nematoda, Chromadorea, Rhabditida, Rhabditidae. The record is from RefSeq and is a predicted model, not a curated record. The transcript is spliced from 8 exons.